AUGGCCACCGGCCCAACCCGUGAACCCAUCCCCGUGAUACCCACGCCUCCCUGCCCACCAGGCAGCCACGCCGCCGUCGAAAUGGCCGUCGAGAUGGUGCUCGUUCACAACUGCUUGAUUCGUGCGAUCAACAGCAUCUACUACUACGCGCAACAUGUCACAAAGGCCGAGGACAUUCGCGAUUUUCUCCACUUUUGCGCCGUUUCUGUUGACCUCAUUCACCAUCACCAUGAAGGCGAGGAGUCCUUCAUCUUCCCGCCUUGGGCUGAAGCCACUAAUCGGAAGGAUCUCUUGGAAAACGUUGCGGAGCAUAGGGAGUUCCACGAUGGGCUGGACAAGUUAGGGGAGUAUGCCAGGACAACAACACCAGAAGCGUAUAACAGUCAGGAGCUGUUCAAGGUGUUGGAUGGGUUCGUGCCCCCGUUGACAAGCCACCUGAACAGUGAGGUUGACAGGAUCUUGGCUAUGGAGAAUACCGAUAAUGCGGUGGCGAGGAGGAUUCUGGAUGAAGGGAAGAAAAAAGCGAUGGAUGGUGCCUCGCGGGACAAGCUGGUACCUUUCAUCCUAGGAUGUCACGAUGCGACGUUUGAGGGCGGCAAACAUUUCUUCCCGCCGAUGCCGGGGCUGGUGAAAAUGAUCCUGGUUUGGUGGUAUGGGAGCAAGUUCCAGGCGACGUGGAGGUUCUGUCCGUCUGAUCUGUACAGUCGCCCGAAAGAACGCAUCCUGGGGCCAGGUGCAGCAUAG
Cyphellophora attinorum is the source of this 744-nucleotide messenger RNA. RefSeq lists its product as uncharacterized. The transcript is spliced from 2 exons. NCBI's taxonomy places the organism in Eukaryota, Fungi, Ascomycota, Eurotiomycetes, Chaetothyriales, Cyphellophoraceae. Bases 1 to 744 code for a protein of 247 amino acids. The record is from RefSeq and is a predicted model, not a curated record.